Messenger RNA from Parnassius apollo (apollo), 3153 nucleotides. Lineage: Eukaryota; Metazoa; Arthropoda; Insecta; Lepidoptera; Papilionidae. The record is from the annotation of a GenBank genome assembly.
AUGAUGUUUUGUUGGGGUAACGCAACUCAUCAUGAGUUGUGUUUAAAUGGUCCAGGGACAGCUGCAGAUUUGGUUAUAAAGCCAACAUUAUCAAAGUGGAAGGAGAGCAAUCAUCUGCAACUUGUAGCGGCUGGAGAAUUCCAUACUUUGUACCUUACAAAUCAUGGUCACUUAUAUUCUUGUGGCAGCAAUGAUGUGGGACAACUUGGGCGUCAAACAGAAAGUUCUGAUGGAGAAUCUCCAGAUUUAGUAGAAACUUUCAAAGGUUGUGCAGUAUCAACAGUAGCAUGUGGUAUCCAACAUUCAAUGGCCCUAGAUGAAUGGGGACAACCUUUCAGUUGGGGAUCUGAUAGUAUGGGACAAUUAGGUAGCAAUCUUGGUGCCCAUGCCCAAGAUAAACCAAAGAUUAUCAAAUUCUUGGCGACCAGAAAUGUUAUACAGAUUGCAUGUGGAUCAUAUCACUCAAUUGCAUUGACAAACAAUGGUGACCUCUAUUCUUGGGGAGCAAAUAGUUUUGGGCAGUGUGGCUUGGGCAAUAUGACAAACAAGGAAACCACACCACAACAGAUUACAUCCUUACUUGGUGUACCCAUUUCAUUGGUGGCUUGUGGCAGUAACCACACAUUUGUUCUAUCUAAAUCAGGUGCAGUGUUUGGGUGGGGUAAAAAUAUGCAUGGACAAUUAGGCUUGCAGGAUAGAGAAAACAGGUGUUAUCCUACUCAUUUGAAAACAUUAAGAAAUGUCAAGGUAUGCCACAUAUCUUGUGGCGAAGAUUUCACAGCAUUUCUAACACUGGAUGGUGGUGUAUUCACUUGUGGCUCUGGGGAGUAUGGACAAACUGGCCAUGGAACUACUAAAGAUGAAUUAGUUCCCAAAAAGAUAAUGGAGUUAAUGGGCAGCACAGUGACGCAAGUUGCUUGCGGUCGUCGUCAUGUACUCUGUCGCGUGGGAGAUCGCAUACUAGCUUGCGGUUAUGGCGCUAGAGGGCAGUUGGGAUGUCCGCACAUGGCCUUCGCCCUCGUGCCAACACCGGUCCCUUUUACACCUAACGAUGAUUCGCCGACUGAUAAUGCAGGACAAAGUAAGUUCUCGCAAGAAAUGUUCAGCGGUUCAAUAAAGGUAUUCGCAGGCGGCGAUCACAGCUUCCUAAUAAUUAACAGCGACGACACUGUGUCUGUGGACUUUCGGGUGCCGGACAGUAAGAAGCAGAUCCUCACACUCAGCUUGCCGAGGCUGGCUGCUUGUGAAAUGUUUAAAGAUGACGAUGCUGUGAAUCAAGACCUAAUGGCGUAUCUGGAAACAGUGUUCGGUUCGCUGGCGUGUAUGAACGGCUCGUUCUUGCUGACUCAGAGCGGACACUUCGGGUGCAACACCAAGGUACCCGGCGUGGACCUAAAGAAGGCGGAGGAAGCUUUUGCGCUUAUUAGCAGAAUUGAAAAUACUUCCAUAAAAGAGCUUAUAUUUAAUCACCUAACAGAAAACAUUAUAAAGAAAAUGAAGCCGUCCCCACCCGACGCCGAAGUGCUACGAGUGUUCCUAAUUCUUCCGUUGUAUCAUGAAAUGAGGAAUCCACGGCGUCAUCCUGAGCUACAGGGACCAUUCGCGGAGGCGUUUAAUAAAUUAGCAAUGUACCCGCAGAAAAUUGUACAAAUGUGGUGGGAAGCGCAACCCACUGAGUACUUUGAGAUGCUAGUUGAUAUUUUUAAGAGUGUGAUAGUUUAUGAACUAAUGCAGCCUGUAGUUCGAGCUAAUAAGAAAAUUUCUUUCACGCAUAGCAUUGUGCAAAUUUUGAAUACAUUAUCAUUUUUAAAUAAAAUUAAUUUCGUGAAUCCAAAAAAGCCCAAAGUACCAGCGGAAUGUUUUUACAUAGAAGAUCUCUGCAACUAUGUGGAUAUAGCGACCGACUAUAUCCAGUGGCUAGCCGAUCAAGACUCGUCUCAACGUCACAUGUGUAACUACGCAUUUCUAUUCGACGUGCAGUGCAAAUCUCUACUGCUGAAGAUAGACCAACAGUUGCAAAUGCAAAUGGCCAUAAGCAGGGCCGCAACACAAAUAUUUACCCGCCUAUUCAUCGACCCUACGUAUGAAUACCAAAGAGAUCAGUUCCUCAACCUCACAAUCUCAAGGAAUCAUAUAGUUAGAGAUACAAUGACGCAAAUAAGCAGUCAUGACACAUCGCAGUUGAAGAAGCCACUUAGAGUAGAAUUCGUGGGGGAGGAGGCGGAGGACGCUGGUGGUGUAAGAAAAGAGUUUUUCAUGUUGUUGCUUAAGGAGAUAUUUGAUCCUGUGUAUGGAAUGUUCAAACAAUCCGAGGAAACCAAUAUGAUAUGGUUCUCAAACAAUCCCUUUGAAGAUGACGUCAUGUAUUAUUUAAUUGGUGCAAUUUACGGCCUAGCUAUAUACAACUCUAUUAUCAUCUAUGUACCAUUUCCACUUGUGUUAUACAAGAAAUUAUUGGGAGAGUCUGUUAUGUUGGAUGAUCUCUCGGAUCUUUAUCCUACAUUGGCUAACAGUUUGAAGAGUCUACUCGAAUAUACAGAUGAAGAUGUUGAAGAGGUAUUUAGUCUGUGUUUUGCCGUGAACACAAUUGUAUUCGAUGAAAUUCAAGUUCACAUGCUAAAGGAAAACGGCGAGAAUAUACCGGUUACACACGAGAACAAGGAGGAGUACGUUGAGCUUUACGUAGACUUUUUGCUCAAUAAAUCUGUACAGAAUCAGUUUAAGGCUUUCAAUCAAGGCUUUCAAAAGGUUUGCGGUGGUAGAAUUAUCAAAUUGUUUAGAUCUCACGAAUUGAUGUCGGUAGUUAUUGGAAACGAAGAAUACGACUGGGACCUGUUCGAAAACAAUUGCGAAUAUAAAAAUGGUUACUCCGCUACUGAUCAACAAAUCAGGUGGUUCUGGGAAGUUUUCCAUGAGCUUUCCCUUGAGGAUAAAAAAAAAUUCCUUCUCUUCCUCACUGGUAGUGAUCGCGUUCCCAUACAGGGUAUGAAGGAUAUCAAGAUUCGAAUACAGCCGGUAGCAGAUGAAAGAUUCUUCCCUGUGGCCCACACAUGUUUCAAUCUCCUCGAUCUACCGCGAUAUAAGACUAAAGAGCGACUUAAAUAUUACCUCCUUCAAGCCAUACAACAAACACAAGGCUUCUCACUUGUUUGA